UUUAUUAUUGUUUUAUCUAUUUUACGAUUUAUCUCCAGUAAAGAUAAUCACAACUGAUCGUUUUCAUUGCCCUAAGAACACGUAAAGUCCACGUCAUUUUUUUAUAACGAAACUUGAAGCCCCCUUAAGAUACCUAACCUAGAAGUUGUGUUAGUAAUCUAAAAAAUGGAACGACUCCCCAGAACUGCCUAUUUACGGGAAUUCGAGGCAAAAAAUCAGUGUGAAUUGUUGUUCGAUUUGACUGUCGAGUUGCCAAAAAUCGGCGUAUUACAAGAAGAAGUGCGAGCAGUUCGCCGAAUUACAGACACAGUGGAGUCCCUCCUCCAGCACAUAAUAAACAAGCUCGAACUCUCCAUCAAGAAACUGAAAAAACAAGCCCAGAUCGAACACGAGGAUGAGGUCCAGGUGAACAUAUCGCUGAAAAACGCCUUGACCGAAAAACCAAUCAAGCCCAAAAUGGUUUUGAAGAACUUGAUCAACGCCAGAAUGAGCAACGUGGAGUUUCAAAUUUUUGACCAGCGUUACGUGGUUGUGAUUAACGCACCGCUGGUCAGAGACAUGAAGCUGCCCCAGGUGCUGUAUGCAAAUUAUGAGGUGCAGCCCAGUCAGUUGUUCAUUUUGUUUGGGGAGAAAAGUUCAAGUAAAUUCACUUGGCUCAAGUCCAGAGAUAAGAGCACUUGGGUACAAGUUGCCAACACUUUCAGAUACAAACCAAGCGAAGAGGACGUUGGCCAUUAUUUGAAAUUAAUUUGCGUGCCUUGCUGUAGUGUUUUAACAGGGCCUGCAGUGGAGGUCGUGUCGGACAGUAGGGUGGUUGAAAUGGGGGAAUUACCCACUUGUCCGUUUGAAAAAAGACACGAGUUCACGACCACACAACUUGCAGAUAAUUGUUUUAGGUUUGUUUCUUACAACAUCUUGUCUAAUAGAUAUGUAGACAAUGAGCAGUUCUCAUACUGUCCUCCCCAAUUCUUAGCAAUUGAUUACAGAAAGCAACUAGUAGCUAAAGAACUAUCAGGUUACAACAGCGAUAUAUUCUGCUUGCAAGAAGUUGAUCAAUUUGCGUACAAUUAUUACUACAAGAACUUAUUUAAAAAUAAAAAUUAUCACAGUUUUUACUACCGAAAAGGCAACAAAAUUCCAGAAGGUUUGGCUUGUUUUUACAACAAAACGCGUUUCAAAAGAGUUGAUGACCACCAGAUAAUUUAUAGCCAAGAGUACAGUUACAAGAAAAAUCACUAUAAAUAUUUGAGGCCUAUAAUUGAAUCCAAUGCCUUACUAAAAGAUUGUUUUAUGAAGCAAUUAACAUCGCUACAAGUCACUGUUUUAAAUGUAAAUAAUUCAAACAGAAAUGUUUUUAUUAUUGUGGCAAAUACGCAUCUCUAUUAUCACCCUGACGCUGAAUUGGUGCGAGUGCUGCAAAUAAGCAUGGCCACAACAUAUUUGAGUUUGUUACACAAGCAUUAUAACAAGGAUGGUAAUACUGUUCGGGUUAUUUUAUGUGGUGACUUUAACAGUGUGCCAACUUCCACAGUUUAUGAAUUUUUGACUAAAGGAAAUCUUAGUAGAGAUAAUAAAGUCUUUGAGAAAACUGUUAACAACGUAAACCUCAGACAUGAUUUCCAGCUUCAAAGUGCCUGUGGUUCCCCGACUUACACAAACUACACCGAUGAUUUUAGAGGUUGCUUGGAUUAUAUUUUUAUAGAGAAGGGCAAAAUGAGAGUUUGCAACGUUGUGCCAUUUCCCAAAAAUGAAGACCUUGAGGCUUUUGAGGGAUUACCUAACGAAGUCUACCCUUCCGAUCAUUUAGCACUUGUUGUAGACUUGGAAAUAAUUUAACGUGCGCUUAAAGAUGUGAUAUUUUUUCCUGAUCUUGUGUCUGAAUAUGUGUGACAAUAUACUUAUUUUUCUAUUGCAA
This is a messenger RNA of Tribolium castaneum (red flour beetle), 1915 nucleotides long. RefSeq names its product 2',5'-phosphodiesterase 12. The record is from RefSeq and is a predicted model, not a curated record. Gene Ontology annotation, biological process: nuclear-transcribed mRNA catabolic process, deadenylation-dependent decay. Gene Ontology annotation, cellular component: mitochondrion. NCBI's taxonomy places the organism in Eukaryota, Metazoa, Arthropoda, Insecta, Coleoptera, Tenebrionidae. The transcript has 6 exons. Bases 166 to 1836 code for a protein of 556 amino acids. Gene Ontology annotation, molecular function: 3'-5'-RNA exonuclease activity.